UGAGUUCACUUUCUUCCAAAAGGGUGUGGUGGUGGGCUAUCAUUUCCUUUCCAUGCAAGGACAAAUUCUUUGAUAAAUGUGAGAGAGAAAGAAAGACAGAAAACAGAGAGAGAGAGAGAGAGUGAGGUUGGUGCGUGGUUUGUAAGUUGGUUGUAUGCUAUUGCUGAUUUUAAUUUACAGUGAGCACAGGAAAGAAGAGGUAAAGAAGAGAGAAGUGUCAACACAAAACACAAACACAAACAUGUUCGAUGGAGUACCUGACCAGUUCCACCAAUUCAUAACUCCAAGGACCUCACUGCCCCUUCACUUACCUUUCCCUCUUCAUGCUUCUGGCACCCCCAAUACCACCUUCCCUUCCAAUUUUGAUCCCUAUAACCCUCAUCAACUCCCACUCCAACCCAACACUCUCUUGCACCCUUUCCCUCCUCACAAAGAUGAACACCACAAGGACCAAAACAACACUGUCCCAAUGAACUUCCAAAUCCAAAGAGAUCAACGCCACCAGCAACUGCCCCAGCUCAUUGAUCCCUGGACCAACGACGAACUCCUUGCGCUCUUGAGGAUCAGAUCUAGCAUGGAGAGUUGGUUCCCAGAACUCACUUGGGAACAUGUCUCAAGGAAGCUGGCAGAGCUUGGAUAUAAAAGGAGUGCAGAGAAGUGCAAGGAGAAAUUUGAAGAAGAAAGUAGAUACUUCAACAACAACAUUAAUUACGGCAAGAAUAACAACAAUUAUCGCUUCCUCAGUGAGCUUGAACAGCUUUACCAUCAAGGGGGUGCUGAUCAUCUCGGGACCCAAGAAAAGACCCAGCAACACAAACAAGACAAGAUGGACCACCAUCCCUUGGAAGAAGGGGAUUCUGGAAAACUUGAGGCGCCGGUCACAAAACAAACCCACGAUGUUGAUGAUGAUGCUGCAGCGGAAAAGAAUCAGGGACGCAAGAGAAAGAGGCCCGGUAGGUUUGAAAUGUUCAAGGGUUUUUGUGAGAGCAUUGUGCACAAGAUGAUGGCACAGCAAGAAGAGAUGCACAACAAGCUCCUCGAGGACAUGAUGAAGAGAGAUGAAGAGAAGUUCACGAGAGAGGAAGCUUGGAAGAAGCAAGAGAUGGAGAAGAUGAACAAGGAGCUCGAGAUGAUGGCUCGUGAACAAGCCAUUGCAGGUGAUAGACAGACCAACAUUAUUCAAAUACUGAACAAAUUCUCAGUCCCUCCUGCUUCAAACAAGAGUCUCAAGGUAGUAAGCAAUGGUUCAAACCUAAAAUCUCACACUACGAAAAACCCUAAUCCUUCACAAAACAUCCCAGCUACAACAGAAAACCCUACCUCCAGUCUUGCACAAGACACAUUACAACUUAUUACGAAUCCUUCUACUUCUUCCUCUUCAGUUCAGGUUCCUCAGCCCAACCCUAGUUCUUCCUCUCUAAAUAGCCAGAAUAACAUAAACCCAGCAGAGAGAAAUUCAGUUUUGAAUAAAAGCUUGUCACCAAACGUUGGUGGUGAGAAAGACGAUGUUGGGAGAAGGUGGCCAAAGGACGAAGUGUUAGCACUGAUAAACCUGAGGUGCAGCAGUGUGAGCAACAACAGCAACAGCAAUGAGGAGAAGGAAGGGAACAAGGUGCCUCUGUGGGAGAGAAUCUCACAAGGGAUGUCGGAGUUAGGAUACAGGAGGAGUGCAAAGAGGUGCAAAGAGAAGUGGGAGAACAUAAACAAGUACUUCAGAAAAACCAAGGAUGUUAACAAGAAGAGGUCCCUUGACUCAAGGACUUGUCCCUACUUUCAUCAAUUGAGCAGUCUCUAUAAUGAAGGAAAACUUGUUCUACAAUCCGAAAAACCAGAAAGCCACACGAAUAAUCCACCUGAGAAUAAUCUGGAGCAAGUGCAACCAGAUCAAACACGAGCCGAGUCUUCUUCUCAAGUGGGGUCUGGUGGUUUCAGUGUGCAGCAGCAGGUUGAUCAUGGAGGUGAGAAAACCUUGAUGCAAGUACCUUCUUUGGAUUUUGAUCAGUUUUAAUUCAUUGAUUUGUCCAGGCACAAAAAUAAUAACGAGUACCAACUCUUUUGUAACUUCUGUGUUUUUGUUUUUUUGGUUGAUGCUGGUUUUCUUUAUAAUAUAUAUAUAUAUCUAUAUAUAUAUAUAGCAUAUAAAAUUGAUUAUUGUAUAUCCGAAAAGCUUAGAAUUUGGGUGGCACCGACAGCUAUAGCUAGUUUGAGGAAUGAGAACAAUUAAUAUUUCUAUUCCUGUGUAAGUGUGAUAUUUAUGUUGUAUUUUACUUUAUCUUAGUGAGGGGAAUCAAUUGAUGUUUGAUAUUUGUUUU
Molecule: messenger RNA, 2312 nt
Organism: Vigna unguiculata (cowpea)
Lineage: Eukaryota; Viridiplantae; Streptophyta; Magnoliopsida; Fabales; Fabaceae
Product: trihelix transcription factor GTL2-like
Source: RefSeq, a predicted model, not a curated record